Molecule: messenger RNA, 1922 nt
Organism: Scophthalmus maximus (turbot)
Lineage: Eukaryota; Metazoa; Chordata; Actinopteri; Pleuronectiformes; Scophthalmidae
Product: polycomb group RING finger protein 3
Exons: 10
Coding region: 249-998 (249 amino acids)
Biological process (GO): regulation of transcription by RNA polymerase II
Cellular component (GO): PRC1 complex
Source: RefSeq, a predicted model, not a curated record
CCCACUGCGCACGCGCAGGCGCUGCUCCGGGAGUUUGCUGUUUCGGCCUGUUCCGCGGCCGCUCGGUCAUUUUCGCCUCUUUGUUUUACCGAUAGUGGAUUUUCUGCCCCGGAUUCGAGCCGAUACCCGGCGGACCGCGCUGCUCCCGAACAGGCUCCGAUGAGAUGCUCUCCAUGAUGAGGAGCUAACACUGUCGGCCGCACAACCGCAGGAAGAGUCGUGGCUGCUGCACCAUCCACAGUCGACGCAUGGCGGUAUUAGGGAACCCCGACAUGCUGACGAGGAAGAUAAAGCUGUGUCACAUCAACGCCCACAUCACAUGUCGUCUGUGUGAGGGCUACCUGAUCGACGCCACCACCGUCACCGAGUGCUUACACACCUUCUGUAGAAGUUGUCUAGUGAAGUAUCUGGAGGACAACAACACGUGCCCCACGUGUAGGAUUGUUAUUCAUCAGAGCCAUCCACUGCAGUACAUCGGCCAUGACAGAACAAUGCAAGACAUUGUCUACAAGUUGGUACCGGGACUUCAAGAGGCGGAGAUAAAGAAGCAGAGGGAUUUCUACCAGAAGCUGGGGAUGGAGGUGCCUGGAGACAUUAAAGGAGAACUCUGCAACAUGAAGACUCAUCUAGAUCAGCGCAACGGCGACGCAAAAUCAGAGGAGACGGCCAAUAAGGAGGCAGGAGAGGAGAAACCGGAAGAGGACAACGACUAUCACCGUAGCGACGAGCAGGUCAGCAUCUGCUUGGAGUGCAACAGCAGCAAGCUGCGAGGUCUGAAGCGCAAGUGGAUCCGCUGUUCGGCACAAGCCACCGUCCUGCACCUCAAGAAGUUCAUCGCCAAAAAGCUUAACCUGACAUCGUUCAACGAGCUGGACAUUUUAUGCAACGAAGAAAUCUUGGGGAAGGACCACACGUUGAAAUUUGUCGUUGUGACGAGAUGGAGAUUUAAGAAAUCGCCCCUCCUGCUCCACUACAGACCCAAGAUGGAUCUGCUCUAGCUAAAACGGACACAGCGGUUGUUUCUUUCUUUUUAAUUGUUUUUGUUCCGGUGGCUGCAAACUGUGCAGAGACUUUUUUUAUUUAUGCAAAGACGAUCAAACACCAACACCAAGCAAAACGCCCUACGGUAAAAAUAAAAAAAUAAAAUCAGCAUAAGCCAGCAAAAUCGGAUCUGAAAGUGGAGGGAACGAACACAAAACUGGCAACCCUCCGGCACAGAUACUUGCAACACUGGCGUGUUUUUUUUUUUAGGAACUAUAAAACAACCCUUUUUUUUGUGUGUGUCCGCUACAUCCUAGAUAUGUGAAGAAAAAGAAAAAAAGAAAAAAAAUUGAGAGAAAGCAUAUAUUUAUACUUUUGUACAGAAGAGACACAUGGAACCAAGACACUACUGGUGCUCUGUUUACACACAAACAAGAUGUCGGGAAUCACGUGACCGUCACAUUUCAUCCUCCCGGGACAAAGACUGAGAGGAGAGGAGGAAUGUUUUCUGUUUUUUAUAUAUAUGGGAAAAAACAUUUUGGGGAUUUUUUUUUUUAUUGUCACAAUACACCUGGGAGCACAGAAAAUAAAUGGAAGAUUUAUAACAGGCAUCGAAUUUAAAGCAGUUUUAUCAAAUUGUCACUUUUCCCGCCCUUUUUUUUUUUCUUCCCCCAUCUUCAUUUUUGUCGGCUUAGUCUAAUUUGCUGAUGGAUUCUUGAUGAUUGUCAAUUGUGAAUAGGCUUAAAAAGAAAAAAAAAUUGUGUAGUAAUUUAUGUUCUAUAUACCAAUAUUGUACAUAAAAAUGUCAUUACAGAGAGAGAGAGAGAGAUUGAAGUACAGAGAGACUUUAGACUGUUAAAAAGAGAAAAGAGUGGAUCCCAGAAGUGCUACAGUAUCUAUAUGUCGGGCAGCGAGAACAGGAAAGUGAUACAUUAGGAUUU